AUUGUGAUAGAUGGCUGCUCUGUUACGCAUUCCAAGCUCACGGUAAGGCUGGGAAAUGGCACCUUAUCUGUGGGAUUGGAUGUUAGAGUGGGGGAAGGGUAACGGGAGAGGUGCACCUGAGGUGAAUUAGACUCUCACACGGGACGAAGUUAAUGCACAUUCCUCGGCACCCCGAACGGGGUUCACUUGGCCAGGGACACAGAAGCCCCAUAGAAGCAAGACGCCUGGUGUCAGCCUCAGGUCAGGAGGAAAAAGAGGUCAAACCACUCCCCCGCUUCAAUAAACACUCCAUUUUCUGGAUUGUGGCUUCAGUAGUUGUGACAUACUACGUGGAUUUCCUCCGACACAUCAUGGAAAAUGAUGAUAUCAAAGGUUGGUGGUUCACUGUUGGUCUGUUACUCCUGGGGAUCUGCUUGUCUCUGGCCACGUUUUGCAUUGUGUACUUGGAGUGGUACAAAGGCAUCCAGCACUAUGACCAAGAGUACCCUGCCAUUCCUCCAAUCACCACUGCAGCAUUUAUCGCUGCAUCAUGCAGCUUUAACAUUGCAUUAUGGCCAGUGUGGUCCUUCUUCACUCCACUCAUCCUCUUCACACAGUUCAUGGGUGUGGUAAUGUUCAUCUCUUUGCUUGGAUGAAUAGGAAAGGUGGGACAGUGUUCUUUGUUUUUGUUUUUUUAAAUAACUAUACUGUGGGAAUUUUAAUUUUCACAGAGUGUCUUUUUAUCAAUCUGUUGACAUUGUAUUGUCUUUUGGACACAUCUUCAAAACGGCAAAAAGUUUUAAGUACUAAAUUAAAGAGAGACUGCAUUGUUCAGCACACUAUGUUAAUUGAAAUUAUUGGCAAUAAAGGUUAGAAUUUUCUUAACUAUUUUGUUGUUGGAUAUGUCGCCAAAAAACACAUCUUUCAUUGAACCUUAUGCUUUAUAUAGCACAGUGUUUCCCAACCACUGUGCUGCGGCACAUAGGUGUGUUGUGGAAGAUUAUCUGAUUCCACCUGAUUAGUACUCUAAGCCAGCGAUUCCCAACCUUUUUGGCGCCACAGACCGGUUUAAUGUCAGACAAUAUUUUCACGGUCUGGCCUUUAAAUUGUCACGGAUAUAUACAACAAAAUAAAAUGAUACAACCAAGACAAAAACUGUGGUAUUUGUUAAAUAUAAAAAUAAACGUGAAUUCACUGUCUAAUCGUGUAACUUAAUUAGCAGCGUUGUCCUGAAAUGCGCCAACAACAUUGAAAGUAACAUCCUCUCUGCCCCUUAAUUCUCGCUGGUCGCCAUGGUAACGUGUAAAUAUUUCUUUCAAAAUAAGACACACAACUACAACACCGCAGCCCAGUACCAAAUGAAUGCGGGUCCGUGGCCUGGUGGUUGGGGACCGCUGCUCUAAGCGAUCAACAUGAGUAAUGGGCAGAACAAUUAUAUUCUCUUCCACUAGAGGGCAGUACAACUACCUGCUCUAAUUAACUGGGUUGCCAACUGCCAGUAAAACAGAAGAAGACCAAGAAAAAAUUACAUAAUAGUCUGGAGAAAAUUCCAACUCAGAUGAAGACCCUAGCAUAAGUAGUGGUCAAAAGAAAGCAAAAAAAGGUAUACUGGGGACAAACCGAGCCAAUUCCACUAUCCCUGGUGCAUGGGGAAAAAUUAUCAAUAUGCUUUUUGUGACGUUUUUGUUUGGUUGUGUGCCGUGUGAUUUUUCUAAUGUGAAAUAUGUGCUGUGGCUCCAAAAGGUUGGGAAACACUGAUAUAGCAAAUAAUGGAUUUUUAUGUGGUGGCUGUCCAAGGUGAAUUUAUGCAAGUUCUAAAUGUAGAACCUUCUAGGAAAAAAUAAAUUACAUGUACAGCAGAAAUUUUCUUCUAAGGUUUUUGCAAGUAAGUACACUGACUGUGCAAUAAUGGUAUAAUAGCUAUUUAAAUUCCUUCUGUUUUAUCUCUUUAUCUUUCAUUUAUUAAGUCUCACUUAGCUUACGUGUAUACACUUACCAGCCCUCGUUUUUUAGCUUGAACCAUUUUUACCACAUGAAAAGCAUUAGUGGACUUGAAUUUCAUUCAGACCUGCCUCACUAUCCCGCAACCUUUUCAAUUCAGAAUCCUUCCCUUGUUUGAUUUACUGUACUUACAUGCUUUGACACCAUCUUUCAGUCUCCAUUGUCAAGACAAAGCACCAUACACUGAGUGAUAGGUUUUUUGUUUUUGUUUUGUUUUUUUAAUAGAGCUGCUCUCAAUGCGUCCAAUAUCAUUUUGCUUUUUUGUGGUUUCAGUCUUUUUCAUUUGUCUGAGGAAUCUUUGAGUCUUGAAAUGCAUUACAUAAAAUAGCAGCAUUAGUAAGUCCCAAAACAAGCUAGAGGUACAUGAAAUGUCUAGCAGGUAAGGAGCCUGAACUAGUGAGUGAAGUUGAUCCAUAGUUUGAUGGGAUUGGAGUAACUUUGAUGCAUAUUUUGGGCAGUGCAACCAGUUUAAUGUUGAGGGGAUGGAAUAGACUGGAUAUUUUAUUAUUAUUUUGACUGGUUAAACACAAGGGAGCAAGGUUAGGGGGGUAAUUAAACUUAAUACUUGGUGGCAGGGCUCCUGAGGUAGAUACGAUUACCCUAAAUGUCUAGAGUUAUUUAGCUGUGUUGGAUGAUAAAAUUCUAUGUGGCAUUAGCAUGUAAUGCUUUUAACGUGGAUUUCCCUCUUCAAAAACGGGGACCGGAGGGAAUGUUCUAGGGAGGUCUUUGGAUGGGUCUGCCAAGGUUCUGGGGCGUACGUCUGCUAGUCAAAUCUUGGAUUCAGCAGCACUGUGGUUUUCGUUGUUUCAUGGAUCACUGGACCAGAUCUUUGUCUUCUGAAGGAUAUUUGAAGCAAAGUUGACCAAUAAGCCUGUAUGUGUUAUGUAAACUUGGAGAACGAAUUCAGCCUUGUUCACUGGGGGGGGCCUUCAUGAAUAUGGUAGUGUAUACCAGGCCCUUUGGGAUAUCUGGCUAUCCGGUUCCUGUAUUACCACAAUGGUUUGCAUUGUUGGCAAGUCAAACCUUCUCUCAGUGGGGGUUGCACUCAGCCAUAUCUGCCCUUUGUCACAAAUCCUGUUCAUAUCCUUUAUGAUCAGAAUUCAUAGUUGCAGCCAAGGGAUGUCAGGUUUGGUGGUCUUAGCAUUAAGUCUUUCCUUUGUGUAGAUAGUGUAGUUCUGUUGACUUCAUUUAGGCCAUGCGAUUCAGCUUGGACUGGGGCAGUAUGAAACAAGUACAUGUGAAGAAGCAUUGUUGUUGAACCAGUAAUCUCUUAAGCUUAUUCUUUUUGUCUGUAAUGGACCUUUUUGAGAGCAGCUGUUUUGAUACGAGUAGAGUGAACACAGGUGUUACUAAUGACAUGAAUUAAGCUUGUGUGCAGACAUCCACAUGCACACUUUUUUCCUCAAGUACAUUUUGAAACAUAUGUCAGUCAACAUGACCCCCCCCCCCCCCCAAAAAAAAAGCAAAAACAUAAAACAAUCUAUAAAAAAAUAAAAAAAUCCAUGAACACAGAAUCGUUUCUAGUGGUAUGCCACCAGUAGGGGUGGUCCAGAUAUGGUGUUACAUCAGUAGCAAGCUACCACCUAAGGGUGAAUGGAAUAUUCCACCAGUUAAUGUUCUUCUUUUUUUUUUUCUUUUUUUUUUUCUUAAACCUAUUGUUCAGUGGGAAUGGUACACUGGUGAUAUUUGGUUUGGCCUGCAAACUUUUCAUAUCUUUUUAAAUAACCUGAAUUACAAUAUAAGCUGUCUUUGGAGUAUAGCAAGGUGAGACUAUAUUUAUUGGGCCUCAAAAUCAUAAAAGAUCACAAAGUCACAUGUGACAUACGUGUGUAACCAACAGAGAGUUAUUGUAGUACAGGCCGACAGCUUCCAUCUGAAGUGGCUUACAAAAAUGUUCCCUUUUGGUAAAUUCCAAUGAGUCAGAAGACGCUGACCAGUAAAAGGGAUUUGAAAUAAAAUCUGAGGAAAUGGUGUCACAUUUUCAAGAACACGGAUAUGACAACACUACCCUGCAGAAAUCGUACACUAUAUAGCCUUGGACAGGUGAAUGUUACCACACAGUAAUGGUCGGAAACCAACCGAAGAUAAUUAGUAUUUGUCUCUACAUGUAUUACAGAGGUGUCGGAGGGGAAACCCUCAAAUAAUUUGUAGGAAUUAGAGUGUUAUUGAGAGUUAGCCAUGAUCUAAUGAGCCAAAUCUUCCCUAAACCCGCCUUAGUUUCAGAAGAUCUUAGAGUCUAUGUCACAAUCCGGUAGGUGAAAGAGAUACAAAAAGAAAUGUCAUAUGUGACACCAGCUACAGGUUAAGACGAGUAACUUUGUAUUUUUCUGAUAAGUCAGUCUUGUGUUCUUGUCCUUGUCUGAUUUUAAUUGAAUUUGGAUGAACAUUUGAACUUGAUGUUGACAUUUUCUUUAGGCUCUUCCAUCUAGUUCUGAAGGCUUUUCCUGAUAGUUGAGCUUCACUGGUAGAAUAUUUCACUCAGGCUUAGGUGGAAGCUUGGUAUUGGUGGAAAACAAUAAAAACUGUUGGCAACCCCUAUUGGUGAAAUACCACGAGAAAAUAUUGUGUGUUUAUGGACUCCGUUUUAUUCCCCAAGGAAGGCCUGUGCGCCGAAACAUGUUGGAGUUUUUACAUGACAUUGUUUUGAAAAUAAAGGCAUUUUAAUUUUAUUUUUUAAAAAGGAGUGCCUUGGAGUUUUUUGACAUUUAUGUUUAUGUGUUUAUUGAUAGUAUUUAUGCAUCCCUUCCAAAGAGCACCUCAAAUAGAAGUGAGUGGAAUCCAGGAACCACUUCUCCUCAAAAACAUUUGAACCGAGAAUAAAUCAACAGCCAACAUAGCGCACAGUCCAAUGUCAAAAGAGAUGAUGUAGGCACACAUCUUUGACAAUAUCCCUUUUUGUUUGCUACAUAAAUGGAGAACCUGAGCUUUUGAAAAUCUUUAUCCUGGGAAGAGUUUUUCAGAGAGUCUGUUUUCAUGGAUACAAAAGGUGAAAAUGCAUAGAAAAAGCCACGCUUACCAAAAUACCAAAAUGUAGAUGUAGGCAGCCUAAAAGGAAGUGAGCAAGUUUGGAAAUUCGCUUUUUUUUUUUUUCUUUUCCCUUGUCACAUGUUCUCAGAUUCUUUCUCACCAUGUCAAAUAUUCAAUUUCUGUAUGCAACUAAUAUUUUUUUAAAUAUUCAAUAUUCAGACAUUUCUCAAUACUUGUCUUGUUGCUUGAACACUGAGUUGAACAUUGAGUGAUGGCCAGUGUGGUCCUUAUUCACUCAUCCUCUCCACACAGUUCAUGGGCGUGUAAUUAUAUUCAUCUCUUUGCUUUAUGUUUCUGUUUUUUUGUUUGUUUGUUUGCUUGUUUUUAACUGCUGUAAAGAUUUUAAUUUUCAAUGUCUUUUAUCAAACAAUUGAGAUUGUAUUGUCUCUGUGUUAAAAAUGUACUAAAACAAAAAAGGCUGCACAGUGCAUUAUGUCUAGCAAAAUGGUAAAUAAAGAUUAAAACUAU
This is a messenger RNA of Oreochromis niloticus (Nile tilapia), 5475 nucleotides long. RefSeq names its product transmembrane protein 128 (gene tmem128). Lineage: Eukaryota; Metazoa; Chordata; Actinopteri; Cichliformes; Cichlidae. The transcript is spliced from 4 exons. Bases 153 to 635 code for a protein of 160 amino acids. The record is from RefSeq and is a predicted model, not a curated record.